UCAAACACCUUUCACAUUUUAACUUCAGCUGAGGGAUAUUAAAGAGAAAAUAUAUUUCAGGCAAUGAUAGAAAAGAACUAUUUUAUAAUUACUAGUUAUUGAUUUGUUUCUAGUAAUUUCAUAUUUACUAAUUUACAAAUAACUCUUUGAGCUCUUGCAUGUGCCAGGCAUUGCACUAGGCCUGCGACAGGCCCAGAACUGAUACUGCAUUAUCCCUAUUUACAGAUGCAGACAGUGAGGCCCACUGAGGUUAGGUGAUAGCUCAGACCGCCAAGCUAGUGUGGCAUGGGCAGGAACGACCACCCCUGGCCCCCGGUCUUUUGGUCAUAACGGAGCUCUUCUGCAAGCCACGUCCGGAUACCCAUGUUUGAUUUUACUCUGUCCGUAUUGGCUGGGAGACUUCCCUGAAUUCAGGUGGGGGCCGUUUAGUCAGUUAAGAGCAAGUGGGACUCAGUGUCCCCAUCUGUGAGAUGGGGAUGCCCCGCCCAAACGCGGUCUCCUCCCCAAGCCGGUGCUGAGCCAAAAGACAGGCAACCUCCGGGAGAGGCGAGGAAGGGAGGCUGUGGCGCAGGUCUUCCGGCCGCCCCGGGAGGGAGGAAACGGACGGGCGGCGGGGGGGCGGGUUUUUGGCGGGACCUACCCUGGGGCGGGCGCGUCCCGGGCGGCCUGCGCGGCCAUGGCGCUCCCGCUCGCAGCUGUGCGCGUCCUGCUGGGCGGCUUCUUCGCGCUCACGGGGGGCGGCCAAACUCUCGCCGCAGAUCUCGGCUCCGGUGUCGGAGCAGAUGCCCUGUCCAAGGUGGUCCCGGCAAGCCCCAGGAGAGGACCUUCACCAAGUCCAAGGUCCGAGAUGAACAGCAGCGCUGGGGACCUGGGUGUUGGCGGCUGCAGCCCCUGGGAUGACCCUGCUCGCUUCAUCGUGGUGCCAGCGGCCUACGCCUUGGCACUCGGCCUCGGGCUGCCAGCCAACCUGGCGGCCCUGGCAGUGUUCGUCCGCAGCGGCAGGCGCCUGGGCCAGGCCCUGCGUCUCUACCUGCUCAACCUGGCGCUGGCCGACGUGCUCUUCACGCUCACGCUGCCGCUGUGCCUGGCGCUGCUCAGUCUCAACAGCUGCUUGGACCCGCUCAUCUACUGCUUCUCCGUGCGCCGCUUCCGCCGGGACUGCUGGGCUCUGAGUUGCCGCCCCGAGGCCGGGGCGCCCGGGGCGCACGCAGCCUCCUUGGCCUCCUCUGCCUCCUCCUGA
Molecule: messenger RNA, 1240 nt
Organism: Vicugna pacos (alpaca)
Lineage: Eukaryota; Metazoa; Chordata; Mammalia; Artiodactyla; Camelidae
Source: RefSeq, a predicted model, not a curated record